Mycotypha africana is the source of this 420-nucleotide messenger RNA. RefSeq lists its product as uncharacterized. The record is from RefSeq and is a predicted model, not a curated record. Bases 1 to 420 code for a protein of 139 amino acids. Gene Ontology annotation, biological process: cellular response to amino acid stimulus; positive regulation of TOR signaling. Gene Ontology annotation, cellular component: Ragulator complex. NCBI's taxonomy places the organism in Eukaryota, Fungi, Mucoromycota, Mucoromycetes, Mucorales, Mycotyphaceae. The transcript is spliced from 4 exons.
AUGAAUGAAAAGUUUGACGAAGCGUGCCAUCAAUAUUUCUGCAACGGACUUUUAGCAGCCGUCGUUACUGAUAGAGACGGUGUUGUAAUAUUGAAAAGCAUUGCAAACGAAGCAAUCGAGAGUCUUAUUGACCCCACUAUUUCAACAAUGUUUGCGGUAGCCAAUAACCAGGCAAGUAUGAAAACUUUAUUACUUCACUUAUUAAACUUACUUGCAAAUGGACUUGCUUCAAAAUUGGGACUUGCACAGAAUAAGAAAAUUGUCAGCGUUUACGAUCAGUACCAGUUAAUUCAAUCAGAUAAAAGCCCACUAAUCAUCACUUUAAUAACAGAGCCAUCUGCCAACACAGGUUUAUUUGUAAGAUUUAGUGAUGAACUAUCGAGUCUGACAGAGCCUUUUGUGGAAGCCUUGAAUGAGUAA